Molecule: messenger RNA, 1578 nt
Organism: Lampris incognitus (smalleye Pacific opah)
Lineage: Eukaryota; Metazoa; Chordata; Actinopteri; Lampriformes; Lampridae
Gene: cry5
Product: cryptochrome circadian regulator 5
Exons: 10
Coding region: 1-1578 (525 amino acids)
Biological process (GO): circadian regulation of gene expression; entrainment of circadian clock by photoperiod
Cellular component (GO): cytoplasm; nucleus
Molecular function (GO): FAD binding; DNA binding
Source: RefSeq, a predicted model, not a curated record
AUGGCCCACACAAGUAUCCACUGGUUCCGUAAGGGACUCCGACUGCAUGACAACCCGGCUCUGAUGGCUGCUUUAAAGGAUUGUACAGAGAUUUACCCCGUGUUCGUCUUGGACCCACACUUCCGUAAUAACUAUAAGUUUGGGAUCAACCGCUGGCGAUUCCUCAUCGGAGCCCUCAGAGAUCUGGAUUGCAGCCUUAGGAAACUGAACUCAAGGUUGUAUGUUGUUAGGGGGAAGCCAGAGGACGUCUUCCCCGAGCUGUUCCGCAAGUGGAACGUGACAAAGUUGACCUAUGAGUAUGACACGGAACCCUACAGUCUUAGCCGGGACGAAAGGGUGACGGUGCUUGCCAAAGAGCAUGGAGUUGAAGUCAUCUAUAGAAUCUCCCACACUCUUUAUGACUUGGACAGAAUAAUUGAAGAAAAUAAUGGGAAGGCUCCUCUGGUUUACAACCGUCUGCAGACAUUAGUGAAGACCCUCGGUCCUCCCAAAAGACCAAUUCCUGCUCCGACCACAGAAGACAUGAAAGGUGUGAAAACGCCUUAUUCAGAGAGGCAUGAGAAUGUGUACGGUGUCCCCACACUGGAGGAGAUGGGGCAGGAUGAAGCAUCUCUUACAGAGGAGGUGUUCCCUGGGGGGGAACAGGAGGCGCUUAGGAGACUGGAUGAACAUAUGAAGCAAACGAAAUGGGUAUGUAGCUUUGAGAAGCCACAGACAUCUCCAAACUCUCUGAACCCCAGCACCACCGUUCUCAGCCCCUACAUCCGCUUUGGCUGCUUGUCUGCACGUACAUUCUGGUGGCGACUGACAGAGGUCUACCAAGGGAAGAAGCACUCAGAUCCACCAGUUUCCUUGCAUGGCCAGUUACUGUGGAGAGAGUUCUUCUACACUGCCAGUGUGGGUGUCCCCAACUUUGCCAAGAUGGAGGGUAACCCUGUUUGUACACAGGUGGACUGGGACACUAACGCAGAACAUCUGGCUGCAUGGAGAGAGGCUCGAACUGGUUUCCCCUUCAUUGAUGCCAUCAUGACUCAGUUGAAGCAAGAGGGCUGGAUCCACCACCUGGCUAGACAUGCUGUUGCCUGCUUUCUCACCAGGGGAGACCUGUGGAUCAGUUGGGAAGAGGGACAGAAGGUGUUUGAGGAGCUAUUACUGGAUGGCGACUGGGCUCUGAAUGCUGGGAACUGGCUGUGGCUCUCAGCCAGUGCCUUCUUCCACCAGUACUUCAGGGUCUACUCCCCUAUCGCCUUUGGGAAAAAGACGGACAAAAAUGGCGAUUAUAUCAGGAAGUACCUCCCUCAGCUAAAGAAGUUUCCAGCUCAGUACAUUUACGAGCCUUGGAAGGCUCCCCGAAGCAUCCAGCAGGCAGCAGGAUGCAUUGUGGGUAAAGACUACCCAUCUCCCAUUGUAGAGCAUGAGGUGGUCAGCAAAAAGAACAUGCAGAGGAUGAAGGUUGCUUAUGCCAAGAGAUCCCAAAGCUCCACUGAAUCGCCCACUAAAAAGAAAGCUGAAAAGCACAAGACUCCAUCAGUCAUGGAUAUGUUAACGAAGAAGAAGAAGAAGAAGCUCUCUGAGUAG